UUUACAGCACUAACACACUCACAUACAAAUUAUUUUGCAAUAAUUUUCAAAAAACAAAAAAAAAUAUUUUAAUCAAAUUAUUAUAUUCUUUUAACAUUUUCUUUUAUCUAAUAAAAUCCACCUAUAGGUGCUCGUAAAGCUUCCGCUGGCGAUGUAAGUGAACGUAAAGCCUUGCGUGAUCGUCUUAAAUGUAAAUCUUUCCGCUGGUAUUUGGAAAAUAUUUAUCCGGAAAGUUUAAUGCCCUUGGACUAUUAUUAUUUGGGUGAAAUACGCAAUGCCGAAACGGAGACCUGUUUAGAUACGAUGGGCCGUAAAUAUGGUGAAAAGAUUGGUGUAAGCUAUUGUCACGGCUUGGGCGGUAAUCAAGUGUUUGCCUAUACCAAGCGACAACAAAUCAUGUCCGAUGAUUUGUGUUUAGAUGCCUCUGCUGCUCUGGGGCCGGUGAAUAUGGUGCGUUGUCAUAAUAUGGGUGGUAAUCAGGAAUGGGUAUAUGAUGCAGAGGAUAAAUCCAUACGACACACAAACACUGGCAAUUGUUUGCAAAGACCCUCGCGCGAAGAUCCCACAACACCUUUAUUACGUCCUUGUGACUUUAGUCAGGGUCAACAAUGGCUAAUGGAAUCGAAAUUUAAAUGGCAAGCUCAUUAGUUGUAAUUGUUAUUGGAGUUUUAUAAAACUUUAGUUAGUUUAUUAUUUUUUAGAAAUUGUUUAAAUUUUUUGAUAAAAAAGAAAACAACAACAUUUUGCCGUUUUGUAUAAAAUUUUAUUUUUGGUUUUAUUUUGAUUUUUUCAUUAGUU
Messenger RNA from Lucilia sericata (common green bottle fly), 798 nucleotides. Its product is annotated as polypeptide N-acetylgalactosaminyltransferase 5-like. Gene Ontology annotation, cellular component: Golgi apparatus. The record is from RefSeq and is a predicted model, not a curated record. The transcript has 3 exons. Lineage: Eukaryota; Metazoa; Arthropoda; Insecta; Diptera; Calliphoridae. The coding region runs from base 238 to 648 and encodes 136 amino acids.